AGAAAUAUGCCUAUUUGCAUUACACAUCAGAACUAGAGGAGUACAUGGCUGAUGACUGCAAAUUAGAGAUUCUGCGUGAGAGAGUUUUAUUCGUACAGCAGGCAUUUGGAUUGCCUAAAGGGUCCCCUCUAAAGGCCGACAUGGAGAAGAUAAUGUCUCAGAUGAGUUCGAUCGGCCUUCUGGAUCGAUUCUGGGAAAAGUGGAGCGUCAAGAGAAACCUGACACAUUGUCCGGAAGAGCGAAUAUUGAAGUCAAUCACACUAAACCAGGUCGGAGGCGGCUUCAUCAUCGUGUGUGCUGGGACUGCACUCAGUAUCAUCGUGCUGUGUCUUGAAAAACUCGCUCACUCAGCAACAAGAUGAUCUUUCUUCUGUAUCAGAGGAAGAC
This is a messenger RNA of Haliotis rubra (blacklip abalone), 387 nucleotides long. RefSeq lists its product as uncharacterized. The transcript has 2 exons. The record is from RefSeq and is a predicted model, not a curated record. NCBI's taxonomy places the organism in Eukaryota, Metazoa, Mollusca, Gastropoda, Lepetellida, Haliotidae. Bases 45 to 362 code for a protein of 105 amino acids.